Messenger RNA from Onychostoma macrolepis, 994 nucleotides. RefSeq lists its product as uncharacterized. The transcript is spliced from 11 exons. Bases 32 to 994 code for a protein of 320 amino acids. The record is from RefSeq and is a predicted model, not a curated record. NCBI's taxonomy places the organism in Eukaryota, Metazoa, Chordata, Actinopteri, Cypriniformes, Cyprinidae.
CACUUAUACAGUAUACUUCAGAGUCCUCCAUAUGACACAAUUCACCCUGAAUUACAUUGCUGAUUUGACGGACCAUUUAAAAACAGAAAUGAAGGGGCUCAACAAGUACCUGUUUCUCUUACUGGUGAUUUUCUUUGUUCAAGAAGAGGCAACUGAAAAAGGUGCACCAGUUCUUGACCCGUCAGGGGGUGCAACAGUUCAUGAAGUGACAAUUGAGCCUUCUAAAGAAAAGGCGAUUGAACAAGGCAAUGUGGCAAUAGGAAGAAAUGCUAUACAAUCAUCCACACAUCACACCUGGGACGCUGGAAAAGCUAUAGAUGGUAUCAAAGACAACUGGUCAAAGUGUUCCUCAACCAGUUAUGGGAAUAACCCGUUUUGGAGGCUGGAUCUGCUGAACAUCUACAGAGUUUCCAGGGUGGUCAUCACUAACCGAAUAGACUGCUGUCCAGAGCACAUAAACGGAACGGAGAUUCGUGUUGGAAACUCACUGGAGAAUAACGGCACCGAUAACCCCAUAUGUGCGGUUAUUUCCAGUAUUCCAGCUGGUGUGUCCUACACAUACUCAUGCUAUGGGAUGGUGGGUCGUUAUGUGAACUUGGUAAUCCCUGGAAAUGAGAAGGUCCUUAUUUUGUGUGAGGUGGAGGUCUACGGGACAGAGUUCACGUUAAGCAGAACAUUCAUAAAGGUAAAGCUUCACUUCAGUGCCGAUCUGACUGACCCUGCGACGAGAGACAAACUACUAGAAGAGCUGAAAUCGGCUUUGAAGUUCCCUGAUGCGAAUCUGAGCUGGAUUCGACCUCCGGUGGAAACCAUCACUGAGGAUGCAGGUGGGCAAGGGAAUCAAGCCAUACGGACACCUAGCCCAGUACAGGGGCUGACCGGAGACCCGGGCGAGCUAACACAAGUACUGGGCCUGGCGUCAGACUGCUCCGCCCAGUCUGACUGCCGGGGGUGCUGGAGGAACUCCACCAGUGUUCGCCGUCCGGGGAACUGA